AUGUUUUUCAGUGAGGACGAGCCAACCGCAGAAGAGGCAAAAUGUGAGCGAGAUUAUAAAGCCUUAUGGAAAUGGGCUUAUGAAGAAGUUUGUCGUGUGCAUUCUAUUCGGGUUAGUCAAGUUUUUUCAUACUUUUCCACCUUCUUACAUUAUUUACCGAAUUUUGCGAGCAUGAAAAACGUAACUAUUGAUGCUCGUUUCAAAAUUGACUGGUUUAUAAUUUGUAUGCUGCUGUGUCACAUUCAGCAUAAGGAAGAGUCGACACAUUAA
Messenger RNA from Enterobius vermicularis (human pinworm), 270 nucleotides. The record is from the annotation of a GenBank genome assembly. Lineage: Eukaryota; Metazoa; Nematoda; Chromadorea; Rhabditida; Oxyuridae.